UUUUGAAUUUGAAUUCACAGAUAGCGGACACCAUCACACCAAUAAACCAUUCUUCCUUCAUCUCUGUCGUUUUUCUGUUGAAACCCUAACACUGAAUCAAGGUGAUAAUGACGGCGGCGGCACCACCACCACCGACCGGCCGUGAGCUGUCGUCCCCUCCUACCGACGGCAUUUCCAACCUCCGCUUCUCCAACCAUAGCGACCACCUCCUCGUUUCCUCCUGGGACAAGAGUGUUCGACUGUACGACGCGAGCGCCGAUAAACUGAAGGUGCAGUUCGUGCACGGAGGUGCCGUACUUGAUUGUUGCUUCCACGAUGAUUCCUCCGGGUUCAGUGCUUCCGCUGAUCACACUGUUAGAAGGCUUGUGUUCGACUACAAAAACGAGGAUAUUUUGGGGAGGCAUGAUGCCCCUGUCCGUUGCAUUGAUUACUCAUACGCAACCGGACAAGUUAUAACUGGUAGUUGGGACAAAACGUUGAAGUGUUGGGACCCUAGAGGUGCAAGCGGUAAGGAACAUUGCCUUGUCGGAACGUACAUGCAACCCGAGCGCGUCUAUUCAUUAUCUCUCGCUGGCAAUCGUUUGGUGGUUGCAACUGCUGGAAGACACGUAAAUGUGUACGAUAUACGGAACAUGUCUCAACCUGAACAACAAAGGGAAUCUUCUCUCAAGUAUCAGACAAGAUGUGUCCGCUGUUAUCCUAACGGAACAGGUUAUGCUCUUAGUUCUAUCGAAGGUAGGGUUGCAAUGGAGUAUUUCGAUCUCUCCGAAGCUAGUCAAUCGAAAAAGUAUGCAUUUAAAUGUCACAGAAAAUCGGAAGGGGGAAAGGAUAUUGUCUACCCUGUGAAUGCCAUUGCAUAUCACCCUAUCUACGGUACUUUCGCUACUGGAGGUGGUGAUGGAUAUGUUAAUGUGUGGGACGGGAGCAAUAAAAAGAGGUUGUAUCAGUAUGCAAAGUUGCCGACGAGUGUUGCUUCUUUGUCAUUCAGCAGAGAUGGCAGACUAUUGGCUGUUGCAUCUAGUUAUACGUACGAAGAGGGAGAUAAACCACAUGAGCCGGAUGCCAUAUUCGUGAGAAGCGUCGGUGAAGUAGAAGUGAAGCCAAAGCCUAAAGUGCUAUCAAAUCCUGCUGCAUAAGAAUAGAUUAAGACUAUAAGCUACUUGUGUAAUUUUUCUAAACGUGUAAAACGUACUAAGCCAUCUGCAGAUUCAUUUGUUAUAUGAUCAUGCUCUCGUUGAUUACUCUUGACUGUUGAUAGUUGAAAAACAUCGUAAACAACAAUAUUUUAAAUGAUUUAGUAUUUAAACA
This is a messenger RNA of Erythranthe guttata (spotted monkey flower), 1308 nucleotides long. RefSeq names its product mitotic checkpoint protein BUB3.1. The record is from RefSeq and is a predicted model, not a curated record. Lineage: Eukaryota; Viridiplantae; Streptophyta; Magnoliopsida; Lamiales; Phrymaceae. Gene Ontology annotation, molecular function: protein binding.